This is a messenger RNA of Drosophila sulfurigaster albostrigata, 4900 nucleotides long. Its product is annotated as broad-complex core protein isoforms 1/2/3/4/5. Gene Ontology annotation, biological process: regulation of transcription by RNA polymerase II. Bases 619 to 3384 code for a protein of 921 amino acids. The record is from RefSeq and is a predicted model, not a curated record. Gene Ontology annotation, cellular component: nucleus. The transcript is spliced from 7 exons. Gene Ontology annotation, molecular function: protein binding; DNA binding. NCBI's taxonomy places the organism in Eukaryota, Metazoa, Arthropoda, Insecta, Diptera, Drosophilidae.
CACUGAACCAGUUCACUCUGACACGCACCGUUCAAAUGAACUUAUUCUGAACGAAACGUCACAGUCGCAGUAAAAAAGAAGAAGAAAAAAGAAGAAAGAAAAAACAACAGUGUACAUAAGAUGCGUGCAUCUGUGUAUACAUAUGUAUAAGAAGAGCGCGGCAUAGAAACCGCCGCCAAACGCAAAGAAAUUCAUUCAUACAUACGUACAUAUAAGUGUAUGUAUGUAUGCUACACACACAUACAGACACGCGCGCAACGACGAACAACAACAACAGCACUUGAAGGCGCCCCGAAAAUAAUAUUGUACGUAAAUUUUAAUUAAAGCAAGCAAAAAGAAACAAACAACAGAACAGCAAACAGCAAAAGGAAAAAACAAAAAUCAAUAGGCGAUAAAAAAAAAAAAAAAAAAUAGUGUUAUCAGCGUGUUUUCGUCAUUUCGCUUUGAAAUUGAAAUUUGUUGUUGUCGUCCCGCUAUUCAAUAUUGUUGUUGCUGACAUCUCUCACUGAUAUUUCGUCAACACAAAUUUGUUGUUGCUGCCGCGAGCCCAAAGCGCGGCAGCGGCAACGACAUCGGUUCGUUUACGUUGCGUAGACGCCGCUGACGCGGACGCUGACAAUGUCUGUGCAGCAAUUCUGUCUGCGCUGGAACAAUCACCAGCCGAACUUCAUAUCCGUUUGCUCGUCGCUGUUGCACAAUGGAACGCUGGUGGAUGUCACGCUCGCCGCGGAGGGUCGUCAACUGCAGGCCCACAAAAUCGUGCUCUCCGCGUGCAGCUCGUACUUUCAGGCGUUGUUCACCACAAAUCCGUGCCAGCAUCCGAUUGUCAUACUGAAGGACGUACAGUACGAUGAUCUCAAGACGAUGGUAGAUUUCAUGUACUACGGCGAGGUGAAUGUGUCGCAGGAACAGCUGCCGCACAUCCUCAAAACGGCCGAGAUGCUCAAGAUCAAAGGGCUGGCCGAAAUGCCCACAGAUCCGGCAAACCUCACCAAAUCCGACAGCAAGUCAUCCAGCGAAGCCACUGAGCUGCUGGGCCAAACUGGCGCCAAUGUUGCCGCUAACACCAGUACUGCGGCCUCCAGUUUGGGUGCAGCCAGUGCCAGCAGCAGCGCAGGUGAUUCGCUCUGGAGCAGCAGUGAGGCACAACAAUUCCAGCAGCAUCAUCAACAGCAGCUACAACAACAACUGCAGCAGCAGCAGCAACAACAGGCCCAACAACAACAGCAGCAGCAACAACAACAGCAGCAGCAACAGCACCAACAACAACAACAACAGCAGCAACAACAACAGCAGCAACAGCAACAUCAUCACCACCAUCAUCAUCACCAGGCACAGCAGCAGCAACAGGGCAGUCAAGCUCAGGGUUCGCAGACGCAUCAUCAUCAACUGAGGCGAACGCCAUCCCCGCUGAGUGCUGGCACCUCGCCGGCCACGCGACGCAAACGCUUGCGCAAAUCCUCGAAUAACGGUGAGUGCGACUUGGGCUCUGGAGAACGCAACAACUCAGAGGAUCAGCAUAGCAGCUCGCUGGAUGCAGCUGGUGCUGGCAGUGCAGCCGGCCUCAGUUUGGCGCAAAUGAGUCAAAUGUCGUUUGCCGCUGGCGGUGCUGGCAGCUCGGCAGCAUUGGGCAGCCUCUCGGGACAUGCGUUGCAUGGCAGCAAGCUGAUCAAGGAGUCGACGAGCACUGAACUGGAGCAACAGCCUCAGGAUUCUGAUCUGGAUGACGCACACGGACACAUACAUAUGCAAAUUGUAAUGAAAUUGAAACCCGAAGUGGAUAUUGGUAGUGUGAAUCAAUCGAUGCCGCUGGAUAUAUCGGGCGCGACAACACCAUCGGAACACGACGCCCCCAAUUCGCAAUCGUCGCAUUCGGAGCCCAGCCCAGCGCAUGCCACUCACUCGCAUCCCACGCUCGCCAUUAGCCACACCCAGAGUCAGAGCCAGAGCAGUGGCAGCGGCAGCGGCAGCUUCGAGCGCACGCCAAGCGAGACGGAGACGGUCACGGAUCUGCAGACGUCGCAGUCAUCGCAGGGUGUGAUGGGCUCGAAGCGGAAUCGCGUGCUCACACGUCAGCCGCGUGUCAAGCGGGACAGCGAUAGUAUGUCGUCUAACAAUCAAAUAUCUCCGGAUACGGCGGCCUCCACACUUGACUUUGAUCCGUUCAAUGCUGCAGGCACAACGACGGCCACCGCCAGGGAUUAUUCGACGCAUCAUCAUCAUCAUCAUCAGGCGGCGCAUCAUCAUCAGCCGCAGCAGCAACACCAUCAUCAUCAUCAUCUGUUGACGGUGCCGUCGCGGAUCGAACGCCAUGCCUCGGAACCAGCACCGGGCAUCGCAUCGGGUAGUCCGCAUCUGCUAAGCGUGCCCACUAGCACACCAUAUCUGAUCAAGCAGCAUUCGGAUCCGUUGCUGCCGCGUCAGCACUCGUUGCAUGCCACCGGCUCGGCGGGCAUAACGGGCAGCAAUCCGUUUGCGCCAUUGCAUCGUCAGUACUCGCAUCCGUUGUCCGGCACUAAUGCUAGCUAUGUACCGCCAGCGGCAUUGCAUCAUCCACAUCAUAUAUCGUUGCCCGAGUCAAUUUAUGCCUCUGGCUCGCCGCCGCCAGCGGGCUCAUCGCAGUACCUGGUCCCCACCCGUGUGGUGACAUCAAGUGAGACCGCCGCCACGCCCACCAACUCGAGUGGCACGCCCGUCUCGGUGGUCACUUCGCCAACGGCCGGACUCAACAGCAGCAGCAGUCGCCAGGCAUUCUCGCCCACGUACGGCGGCAGCUCGGAGCCGACUCCCAUUCCGGAAAGACGCUCGCCGCACUCACCGCUGACGAACGUGAUCGAGCGGAGCAGCAGUGCCAAGGUAGAGAACAAGUUGCGCAGCUCCAAGUCAACCGGCUCCAGCAUUCAUUUGCAUCCGGGGUCAACGACGACGGCGGCAACGACGAGCGGUUCAUUUGAGCAUUUGCCCACGCUGCGCGUAAAGAACGAGGAACUGCAGCGUUCAGUGUCGUCGCCACAGACACAUCGGGAAAUCAUUACGUUGGAGAAUCCACGUUCUAGUCAUUGUCCCGUCAUACGGCCGGGUCCGGCGCUUGGCUGCAACUUCUGUUGGAACACCAUCGAUGGACAUAAUCGCAUUUUGCGCCGCAAAACGAAAUUUCACUGUCCAGAGUGUCAAACGAAUUUAUGCAUUGUUCCCUGCUUCCAGGAGUAUCACGAGCGGCUCAACAACGAAGCAGCCGCUGCCACCGCCGCCGCCAACAGCAGCAGCAACAAUGAGAAUCCUCAACAGUUGCAAGCUGCACCUGCUGGAGGCGAUGGCAACUCGUAUGCACCGGCUGGGGGAAGUGGGUCUGGUCGGGUUUAUACAAAAACCGAAUCGAUAUAAGCCCUGAGUGCCAUUGGCUUAAUUUUGAACACACUCUCACACACACAUAUACAUACAUACACAUUUUUGUAUUUGUGACAGGACGAACCAUGCCCUUUCACCCCCCAAACAAAAAAGAAAGAAAUUAUGAAUGAUGGGCGUUUGUCGAAUUUGUUGUUUGUCGCCAGGAGAAGAUAGAUGUGUGCACGCUGCAUGACAUUUCAUGGCAUUCACAGCACACUGCUUCAUCCUGCAUCGAAAUUUUUAAUUGUCACAGUCCCACUGUACUCUGUAUCAUGCACGCCAAGUGCUGACAAGUACACGGACUGUUCAUGCGCUUUUUCCAAAGUGCAGCAAAAUUUGUUUUUGUAGCUGCGCCACAAAUAAACUGGGCGCAGUGUUGUAAAGUACGCACAUUCACAUACAAUAUGUAUGUAUUUGUGCGUAGGUGGGAACACUUUUUAAAGUAAUCACAACCGAGCUCUAAUUGUAAAUUGUAUUGUUGCAUAAGAAUUGUAUAUGCAUACAUAUACAUAUAUUUGUAUAUUCUUGUACAAAUUGGAAAUAUAAAAAAAAAGAAAAUUAAAUGAAAGUAAAACGUGAAAUAAAGCGUAAACUAUUGAAGCUCGAAUGAACAGUCUAGGUAUUCAAAAUAAAAAAUCGUAUACAUGCAUACAAAACACACACAUACACACCUUACACUACAUACUUAAGUAACUUAACUUCCCGCCAAAAAAAAACAUUAAAAACGAGAAACAACUUGAAUUGAGAAAGCGUAUCCCACGCUGCGCAGGCGCACGAUUUUUUGAAUAGGAUAAAAAAAUAACCUGGUAAACUAACAAACUUUUGUGUUAAAUAAAUGUUUCGCAUAUAAUGCACAUACAUACAUAUAUGUUUAUGCAUCAAGAAUGUGCGCAUGUGUGAAUGUCAAAUAUGUGUUGAUAAGUGAAGUAAUUUGUAAAUCGCGAACCGAAUUAUUUUGAAUAAAAUUUUGGCAAAUGCAAUGUUUUUAAAACAGGCGCAAACUAAUCGAACCGAAAUACAAGCAAACUUAACGUAGUACUUCUCUUCUUAACUGAUCUGUUAAGCAUUAAACUUCAUUAUUGUGUAGGGCAAGACUAUUACAUACAUAUGUAUAUCAAGAGUACAAAGUGAAUGAAAGUAAUGGAAGUUUGGAGACACAUAAAUAAACUGAAUGCCAAGUGAAUCAACGUAAAACAAAACUAAACAAAAUAUAGCAAAUCAUUUUAUUGAUCUUAGUUUUAGGAAGCGAUUGUGAAACUACUACCUAUGUAACAAAAUUGAAUAAUUUUGUUUAAUACGACGACGGUGCACGCUUUUGAAUUAAUACUAUAAAAGAAUAGUUUACAUUUGGCAUUGAUUUAAAAAAAAAUUAAUCGUUCAACGGAUUUCACUGUUUAGAGCGUGCACUGUAUUUAUGUUUUGUGCGACGUGGGAACAGUUUACACAUACUGUUCCCAUUCACGAAAAUCUAUGCAGCUCAUGAGAUAUACUUAUUAAGGCAAUCACUCAUGAU